Messenger RNA from Alosa sapidissima (American shad), 3564 nucleotides. It is a transcript of the gene shisal1a, whose product is annotated as shisa like 1a. The record is from RefSeq and is a predicted model, not a curated record. The transcript has 5 exons. Lineage: Eukaryota; Metazoa; Chordata; Actinopteri; Clupeiformes; Clupeidae. The coding region runs from base 599 to 1213 and encodes 204 amino acids.
GCGCCCAAUCGCUCACACUCACUCAGUCUAUCAGCAGUGGUAGUGCAGAGAAGGGCUGGAGAGGGUGUCCUCCUUUCUCUCUCUUUCUCUUCAGUCAUUGCUCUAUCCCCUCUCUCUCUCUCUCUUCCUAUCCACUCACUCACUCGCUCACUCCCUCUCUCCACCCCUCUCUCUCUCUCUCUCUCACUCUCUCUCUCUCUCUCUCUCUCUCUCUUUCCCUUUCCGUGAGUGCGAUCUGUUGUCAGUUUGGCCGUGACUUUAACCGGGCGACAGGAUGUCUUCAGUCGCACUCUCUGCCACCUUCUUAUUAACAGGAGCUUGAAGAAGCAUGCUGCAACAGGGUGGCAACUGACUGUACAGGUGAACAAGAGAGAGAAAGUGUGUGUGUGUGUGUGUGUGUGUGUGUGUGUGUGCAUGUGCGUGUGUGUGGAGGGAACACCGAGAAAGAAGGGGACCUUACACUCUUGUCUCUGCGCUUCAAAGAGGUGAAGCGUGGGGACAGCCAUGAGGACCACAUACAGAAGACACCGAGCCAUGAGUGUGUGUAAGUGUGCGUGAGAGAAAGACCACUCAUCUGCCGUUCCAUGUGGACACUGAGAUGACCAUGUACCCACGCUGGUCCUUCAACACACUGACCGUCAUAUUCCUCCUGCUGUCCACUGCAGCUCUGUCAGCACACUUCCGAGUGUGCGAGCCUUACUCUGACCACAAGGGGCGCUACCACUUUGGGUUCCACUGUCCCCGGCUCUCUGACAACAAGACUUAUAUGUUCUGCUGUCACCAUAACAACACAGCCUUCAAGUACUGUUGCAACGAGACAGAGUUCCAGAGCGUCAUGCAGCACAACCUCACCACCAGCGGCGAUGGCUUCACACACAAUAACUACACGGCGCUGAUUGGCGUGUGGGUGUACGGCUUCUUCGUCAUGGUGCUGCUGGCGCUCGACUUCCUCUACUACUCGGCCAUGAACUACGAGGUGUGCCGCGUCUACCUGGAGAGGUGGGGCCUCGGGGGCCGCUGGCUCAAGAAGGCCCGCAGCCAGUGGCACCACCACGCCAUCGCCAUGGAGACGGCCGCCGCCGACGAAGCCCUGGGAGGUAUUGGGCCUGGGGCCAGCCUGGUCCUGGGCCCCCAACACCACCACUCCCAGCACAGCCACCGGGGGGAGCCACAGAGCCCUACCCUCAUGACCUUCCAGACCUCCACCGCCUGAGACAUGGCCUCGCCCAGAUGCUGCUGUGUGUGUGUGUGUGUGAAGUGGGGCUGGACUACGGAGAGGAUCCUGAGUGAAUGACUGAUUGAGACGGGAAGGGGCCUUUCCUGUCCUCCCCUAUCCCAUCAGCCCCUUCCACACGGACUUUACUCUUCACAUGGAAAAACAGCCGCCCCUCUGGGGUCCAAGGGGGGGUUGUCUGUAUUUUUUGGAGGGGGAGAGGAGGGAGGGUUGUUCUCUACCUCUCCCCUGCCCCGAUCCUGAUGUGACUCACACAAGAGACUUGAGAAUGGGACAGCGGAGUCAUUGACGUGAAGGGGCAACGCACCCAGCGGUAGCAACCAUCUGCUAGAAGAAAAAAGGGGGUAUUAAAAAUGGAUACUCAGAAUAAAAAUACACCCGAGGAGCACAUUCUCUAACCCCCCUGCGUUGUGUGUGUGUACGGACUGAGGUAACCCGAGGCCACCCGUGGCUGAGCGAGAGAGGCUUCAGCUUAUUAAUAUCUCUUUGGUAUGUUCUUCUCAUUUGCACUGCGCUGAAAGCCAGGUUUUGGCUCUGUAAAGUCUUAGCGGUAGGAUUAUUUAUAACUGUUAUAAGGGUUGAAAUGGAUCUUUUCCAUGUGGACUACAACAAGGGCACAUUCUUUGGAUGGGUCACUGAUAUUGGCUGGUUAAGAUAAGAAACGGUAGGUUUCUUUUUUUUUGCCCUUAUCAAAGAUUAAAAGCAGAUCCUUGGUGAGCGUAUAAUACAAGUAUAAACCUCAGAGGAGACGGUUAGUAGUGAGGAAUCUUUUCCACAUCAAGCAUUUAAUUCAAAGCAAAAUGGUUCCUUUCAGCAGCCAAGAACCUUUGAUUUGAUGCUCCCUUAGAACACUGCAAUUUUAUCACCCGGCUUUAAAGAACCUAGACCUGGACUAAAAAAAAUACUGCACACUUGCAAUAUUGUAAUAUUAAAUUGAACUACUGAGAUGAAGAGAUAAGAUCAUGACCUAUAGCCAAACAGAAUUACCUGAUAAAGCAAUAUAAUUAUCAUGUAGUAACUUAUGACGAGUUGCAGUUGGAACAUUAUCUAUUUCUGCCAUAUUUAAUAGUCUGUUUAUGAGAACUAGCACAGGGAUCAUGGAAUGAAUGUUUUUGCCAUUUCAGGCUAACUUGAUUUUAGAGGGACCGCUGUUCUUGUUUUCUUGAAGGUAUUAGUUAGAGAACGCAGAGUUCCUUAGUGCACCUUUGUUAGAUAGGGAAGAAAACAGUAGAGUGUAGAAACACGUCAGUUGUUGUACCUCUGUUUUUGAAGUCCCUCUUCUUCUUCACUGCAGAAUUGAAUUUGUUGUGGGUCUAGCAGGUAAAACAACGAGGUAGCCAGUUUCGUAGGCUAUUAGCAAAGCCAAUAACGCACAUACUUGUGUUGUGUUUCUCUAUGCUCAGUCAGCUCAUCUGUGCUCUUGAUGGCUUGUGAGAAGGAAUUUUGUUUAGGAUAAGAUACGGCUUUACUUGAUUUUACACUGGGAAAAUUUACUUUUUAUUUGGAAGACAGAUCCAGCAAUAAACAUAUAUUUAAAAAGCAGAACAUAUAAAUCCCAAUAUAAAAUCUGUUGAAAAAUUGAAUCUUGGAGUUAAAUCUUAAUUCCCUUCAUUUUUUUUAUUGGAUGGCAUAAUGGAUCAGUAAUGAUCAGUAAUUAGAGACAGAGUGGUUAAAUGAGGAAGUAUUCUCACUGGGCCUUCAGUAUCACAGUUCAGGGACUUUGCAUUAGUUAAGUGCUUUUGUUGACUAGUUUGAAGUGCUAGGUAGUACAAAAUCUGGACACCAUUUAUGCUAACUGUCCUUACUACAGUGUACCUACUAAAGUAAUAAAAAGCACUUCAGCUUUUAUUACAUGGUAUUAUACCUACCUUACAUGUACUUAUGUACCAAUGUAAAAAGUGCAUUGUAUUUUAGGACACUUAAUAUAGAUUGUGGCCCAAAACGUUUCCUCUUAUGCUUGAAAGGAAAGCACCAACACACACACACACACACACACACACACACACAAAUAUACACACAAUCACUCUUGUUCUUGAAGUUAUGAGUUAGUGGUGGUAACAGUUGCCUUACAGUGAAUCAACAGUAUUCUUGUGCUUUGUUUAGUAGUGCAAGGAGCUUAAACAAAGGAGUGGGGGUGGGGUUUGGAGGGUGGGUGGGGUGUCCAACUUGAUCACUCGAUCCCUUAUUUUGUUUUUUUGUGUGUAUUCUUAUGGCUGUGUAUAAUGUUCCGUCCAGGUGGAGAUGUCAUUGCACUCGUUUGUUUUUUUUUCUCUCUCUCUCUUUCUACUGUAACACACAGGGAUAAAUAAAGAUCUAUCUUUUGCAGUGUG